GAAUGUAUGGGUUGUAAUUGCAUACCAUUCUUUAAGCAAACCAAAGUCCAGGGAGAAAGAAAUAGAAAAGAAUGGGGUCCUCGGGGCAAGGUUGUGAGGUCCAGAUCACCCCCACCACCCAAGUGAGCGAUGAAGAAGCACAGCUGUUCGCUAUGCAGUUGGCGAGCGCUUCGGUUCUUCCAAUGGUGCUGAAGGCCGCCAUCGAGCUAGACGUGCUGGAGAUCAUUGCGGCGGCAGGGGAGGGGGCUUUGUUGUCCCCCUCACAAAUUGCCUCUCACCUCUCCUUCUCCGGGGCCAAAACCCCAAACCCUGAGGCGGGUGUGGUUCUGGACCGCAUGCUCCGGUUGCUGGCUUCCUACUCCAUCCUCACUUACUCCCUCAAUACUCUCCCCGAUGGCUCACUCCAGAGGCUCUACGGCCUCGCCCCUGUAGCCAAGUUCUUGGUCAAGAAUCAAGACGGCGUCUCCAUCGCUCCCCUGUGUCUCAUGAACCAGGACAAGGUCCUCAUGGAGAGCUGGUACCAUUUGAAAGAUGCGGUACUGGAAGGAGGGAUUCCAUUCAACAAAGCAUACGGAAUGACGGCGUUCGAAUAUCAUGGAACAGAUCCGAGAUUCAACAGGGUGUUCAACAGGGGAAUGUCCGACCAUUCCACCAUUACCAUGAAGAAGAUUCUAGAGACCUACAAAGGCUUCGAAGGCCUUAAUUCAGUGGUGGAUGUGGGCGGUGGGACCGGAGCUGUUCUCAACAUGAUAGUCUCCAAGUACCCUUCUAUUAGGGGCAUCAACUUCGACCUCCCUCAUGUCAUUCAGGACGCCCCUGCCUACCCAGGAGUCCAACAUGUUGGGGGCGACAUGUUUGUGAGCGUCCCAAAGGGGGAUGCUAUUUUCAUGAAGUGGAUCUGUCACGAUUGGAGCGACCAGCACUGCCUGAAAUUGUUGAAGAAUUGCCACGAUUCUCUGCCGGAGCAUGGGAAGGUGAUUGUGGCGGAAUGCAUUCUUCCGGAUGCACCAGACAGCAGCCUUGCCACCAAGGGAGUGAUUCACAUCGAUGUCAUAAUGCUGGCUCACAACCCUGGAGGCAAAGAAAGGACCGAGCAGGAGUUCCACGCCUUGGGCAAGGCUGCUGGAUUUCAAGGCUUCAAGGUCCACUCUUGUGCUUUCAACACAUACAUCAUGGAAUUUCUCAAGACUCUUUAGUUUCGAACUCCAAACAUAACCUUCCUCCUCUGCCUUUCUGCCUUUCGGUUUUCAAAUCGAUCAAUAACAUCUUUUGUGGCCAUAAGUUUAUUAUUUGGGCAAAAGAAUCAAUUUUACAACGUGGAAAGGAUAAACCAAAAUGAAAAAGAGAAGUGUUAGAUA
This is a messenger RNA of Cucurbita moschata (crookneck pumpkin), 1358 nucleotides long. RefSeq names its product caffeic acid 3-O-methyltransferase. Gene Ontology annotation, molecular function: protein dimerization activity; O-methyltransferase activity; S-adenosylmethionine-dependent methyltransferase activity. The record is from RefSeq and is a predicted model, not a curated record. The transcript has 4 exons. NCBI's taxonomy places the organism in Eukaryota, Viridiplantae, Streptophyta, Magnoliopsida, Cucurbitales, Cucurbitaceae. Gene Ontology annotation, biological process: methylation. The coding region runs from base 72 to 1196 and encodes 374 amino acids.